Microplitis demolitor is the source of this 1873-nucleotide messenger RNA. It is a transcript of the gene Hel25E, whose product is annotated as ATP-dependent RNA helicase WM6. The transcript is spliced from 8 exons. The coding region runs from base 112 to 1386 and encodes 424 amino acids. Gene Ontology annotation, molecular function: RNA binding; ATP binding; RNA helicase activity. Gene Ontology annotation, biological process: mRNA splicing, via spliceosome; mRNA export from nucleus. Lineage: Eukaryota; Metazoa; Arthropoda; Insecta; Hymenoptera; Braconidae. The record is from RefSeq and is a predicted model, not a curated record.
CAAGCAACGUCGGCAUUUUGGAGGGUAGCCAUUACAAUCUUUAUAACACAGCGUCAUUUGAGAUCAGCUCGGCUUCGCAACAGUUACAAAUAAUAAAACCCAUUCACAAUCAUGGCUGAUAACGAUGACCUUUUGGAUUACGAAGAUGAGGAACAGACCGAGGCGGUAGUUGAUGGGAGUGGAGACGCGCCGGCUAAAAAAGAAGUCAAGGGUACAUACGUUUCAAUCCACAGCAGCGGUUUCAGAGAUUUCCUGCUGAAACCAGAAAUUCUUCGGGCCAUUGUUGACUGCGGUUUCGAGCAUCCAUCAGAAGUUCAACACGAAUGUAUUCCACAAGCUGUACUUGGUAUGGAUAUUCUGUGCCAAGCAAAAUCCGGUAUGGGAAAAACAGCUGUAUUUGUGUUGGCAACUCUGCAACAGCUUGAGCUAACAGAGAAUCAAGUGUACGUGUUGGUAAUGUGCCAUACACGUGAAUUAGCAUUCCAAAUCAGUAAAGAGUAUGAGCGAUUCAGCAAAUAUAUGCCUCAAGUCAAGGUUGGUGUCUUCUUUGGUGGACUUCCAAUUCAAAAAGAUGAAGAAGUUUUAAAAAAUACCUGCCCACAUAUUGUGGUAGGAACACCAGGACGUAUUCUUGCACUUGUGCGCACCAAAAAACUUAAUCUUAAACACUUGAAACAUUUUAUUCUCGACGAAUGUGAUAAGAUGCUCGAAUUAUUGGAUAUGAGACGAGAUGUACAAGAAAUCUUCCGUAGCACUCCUCACGGCAAGCAAGUGAUGAUGUUCAGCGCAACAUUGUCUAAGGACAUUAGACCAGUCUGCAAAAAAUUCAUGCAAGAUCCUAUGGAAGUUUACGUUGACGACGAAGCGAAACUUACGCUUCACGGUCUCCAGCAGCACUACGUCAAGCUCAAGGAAAACGAAAAAAAUAAAAAAUUAUUUGAACUUCUUGAUGUAUUAGAAUUUAAUCAAGUUGUUAUUUUCGUUAAAUCUGUGCAAAGGUGCAUGGCCUUAGCCCAAUUAUUAACGGAACAAAAUUUCCCAGCAAUUGGCAUUCACAGAGGAAUGACCCAGGAAGAACGUUUGUCGAGGUAUCAACAGUUCAAAGAUUUCCAAAAGCGUAUUUUGGUGGCGACUAAUUUGUUCGGACGUGGUAUGGAUAUCGAACGAGUAAAUAUCGUAUUUAAUUACGACAUGCCCGAAGAUUCAGACACAUACUUGCAUCGUGUAGCACGAGCUGGUCGUUUUGGUACCAAAGGUCUCGCGAUAACAUUAGUCAGUGAUGAGAGCGACGCUAAAAUAUUGAAUGAUGUCCAAGAGAGGUUUGACGUCAACAUCACGGAAUUACCAGAUGAAAUCGAUUUAGCAUCUUACAUUGAAGGCCGAUAGACAAUAUGAUGCAGUUGUCAAACAGACAUGUGUACCAGUAGCCAGGAUGGCACAAAGUCGACUGAUUUGACGCAGACGAAUUUAUGUACGUAAAUUAGUCGACAACUCAAGGGAGCAGAAAUCAUCCCUUAUCUUUUAAGUCUUUUUUUAUAAUGUGAAUAGUGGAGAGAACUAGGAUCAUCGUAACCAUUAAUAGCACGAAAAAUAAAUUAUUACUAUUAAUAAAUAAUUGUAUUCUUAAUUAAGGAUUAUUUUGAGACCGUUUAUGAUCUCUAUUAUUAUUAUUAUUGUAACAACAUUUGUGAAUAAUAGAUAAAAUCGAUCGAUUAAGAAAAAUAUUAUCGAUAAGUCACUAAAAAAUGUUCGUAUAAUUUUAGUGUGUAUUGAAAUAUUUGUCGUAAAAUUUCAUUUAUAAGUACAAAACAUAUAAAAAAAAAUAACUUUUUUUAAACGUGACUACCAAUAAAGAUUAAUUAAAUUAAACCAA